AGGAUAGUGAGGAGUCCAGUGUAGAGAAAUUUCUGGCAACCCCACUUGUUCUAGCCUACAUCAAUCCUGUUUCGGCACAGGAGAAGCUUUUGGAGCGGUAUUCUUAUGAAUUACACACAGAGCAGGAGACAUCUCUUUACAUUUAGUUCUAUUAUCUGUGUUGAAAGGACGAUGCCUUUGAGGACCGGACUUUUUCUCCUGAUGGUGCUGAACGCAUCUGCAUAUGAACUGGAUCAAAACGAGUCUUAUUCGCCCAGGAGAGCACGCUUUUCUGCCAAUAGCCCUUCAGAUGUGGCACGCUGUCUCAACAGUGCCCUCCAAGUUGGCUGCGGAGCCUUCGCCUGCCUGGAAAACUCAACUUGUGACACAGAUGGCAUGCAUGACAUCUGCAAGUCCUUCCUAUACAGUGCUGCUAAAUUUGACACUCAGGGUAAAGCAUUUGUGAAGGAGAGCCUUAAGUGCAUUGCCAAUGGCAUCACCUCGAAGGCAUUCCCCACCAUUCGCCGCUGCUCCACCUUCCAAAGAAUGAUAUCUGAAGUCCAAGAGGAGUGUUACAGCAAACUGGAUAUCUGCACUGUUGCACGAUCUAAUCCAGAUGCUAUUGGUGAAGUGGCACAGCUACCAAGUCACUUCCCCAAUAGGUUUUAUGGUAAGCUGCUACAGAGCCUGAUGGACUGUGAUGAGGACACGGUGGACCGCGUUAGGACCAGCAUGGUGUCGCGGCUGGGCCCAGAAAUGACUAUGCUUAUUCAGCUGCUGCAGAGCAAGCCCUGCCCAUCCACUGCUGUGGCUGCAGCUGCCGCCAUCCCAACUGGAGUGGAGGGCCGUGGGAGCUGGCGCUGGUCCAUGGGUCCCCAUAUGUACAAGAUCCAGCCUAAUCUGCGGAACAGAGACUCUGCCAGUCAUUUUGGCAAAAAACGCUCUGCCAGUGACAGCUCCUAACUUCCACUCAGAUUCAGAAACUCCACACACUCCUCAGACACCAUGAAAACGCAAGCUCCUCUAUUCCCUAGGGGUGACAAAUCCAUUCCUCCACUAGGCUGGAAGUUACAGAAAUAUGCACCACUAGGGAAUGCUCAUAGAGUUAUCAGAGUUUGAUUGUUGUUAUAUUGUAUAUCCUACACUUAGAGUGAGAGAUCCCCUCCAUCGACUAUUUUCAGACGUGUCCACUCACAGAUAGUGUCAAACAUGUGGCUGUUGCAGUUGUGCAACAAAGAUGAAUCCUUAAGUCGUCUUUCAGAUAAGAAAAAAAGACAGCCAUAAUUGUUUAUGCCUCCAUACUUUAAAAGACAUUUGUUCAUUGAUAGACAUUAGUAGAUGAUUAUUCGUUCAUUGAUAGGAAAGGAAAUUAAUGGUAGAUGUAUCUAAUAUUUCAGUGAUGAGACCAGUCAAAUUGUGAGCAUGAGAUGUGGAAAUGAGUUUCAUAUCUAUUUUCUGACACUAACAUAAUACUUAAAUGUACUGUAUACUAAGUUAUCUUAGACAGCCAUAGCUAGCCCUCUAAAAGAGAGUGCUCAUAAGGAGUGAGGUCUGUAGAGGUUUCAUGAUAACCUUUGAGAGGUUAUCUUAAACUGACCAAAAAACUUCAAACUGCCCUGAAUGCUAUUCAUGAAAUACCAAAAUAGUGUAUAGCUAUAGCACUUAUAAUUGUUUGUUUUUUUCUGAUGCUAGAUGUAGCCGUGGUCGUGUAUUACAAAUCAUAAUCCUGCACAUAAGGAUUGUUCAGGACAUGGCCAAGUCUAUCCAUCAGAAAAAGUCCAUUUUGCAUAUCUUGUAUCCAGACACUUGUAAUGCAUAAGACUGUUGAGCUCUACAGUAUAUGUGGGACCAUGUUUAGUUGAAUCUGUAUCCAUGUUCUUAACUGAGUGUGAAGCAGUCGUGUAUGUGCAGCAGCUGAUUAGCACGUUCACCGAUGAGACUGAAGGCAGCCAUUGUCUUGGACUGAUGAUCGUCAAUCUCUGAGGUGAAUAAUGUAACAUACACGCUGGUUUCCAGUGUCUAGAUGGAGAAUGACUAUUUUAAAAAAGCCUUGUUGGGAUUAUAUUUAUUUUCCUACUAUAUUAUUUAAUGUUUUUUUUAUGCAUUAUUGUAGUUUUAAUCAGUUUACAGAUAGACUUUUAAAAAGCAGUUCAGUCAUGGCUCCUAUUUGAACAUGAGCUCUAUGCCAAAAAACAAAAGAAAAAGAAAAAAAAAAAAAGAGCUGAUACUCCGGUGACUGAAUGGGACCCAUGUCAUGACUCUGUGCUGGCCAUAGGGGAACAAGGUUGGUCAUUCAAGUCAGGUGAUCUACUUUGUGGGUGUUACAAGGGACCACAACUAAACAAGAUAGCUUCAUUUUGACACACUUUCUGGUUAUUGAAAAGAAGAGGUGCUGCAGCUGAUAGAAGGGGUUUGUGCACAGUAAUGACAAAUGGCAAGGCAAGAUCACAGCAAAGCAAACACCAGCAUUAAAUUCAUCCAUAGGGAAGAUUUUAAAUGGUUCUGCACUACUUUGAGGUGCUUCUCCUUGCUUGGGUUGACAUUCCCUUUUCUUAAGUAGGUUAUCAGAAAUUUUUUUGCAUUUAUUUCCAGUUCUUAUUCAUUAGUUUUUAGGUAGAUACUAUUUGCACCCAUGUGUUAGUAUAGCCAGUUUUGCAGAGGAAGAGCUAAUGUGGCUAUUUUCACCCACAUGUAUAUUUAUUAAAGAGACAAUUUAAGUAACCAUGCUACUAACAAUAGUAAGGGGUACCUCUAGGAUUUUAACACAUAAAGACCCAAAUAUAUACCAAUGACCAAAAGCAUCUCCUGAUCUAAAAUGUUUAAUACCCGCUGAUCCACUAAUCCU
Molecule: messenger RNA, 2824 nt
Organism: Sphaeramia orbicularis (orbiculate cardinalfish)
Lineage: Eukaryota; Metazoa; Chordata; Actinopteri; Kurtiformes; Apogonidae
Gene: stc1
Product: stanniocalcin 1
Exons: 4
Coding region: 106-942 (278 amino acids)
Biological process (GO): intracellular calcium ion homeostasis
Cellular component (GO): extracellular region
Molecular function (GO): hormone activity
Source: RefSeq, a predicted model, not a curated record